AUGUCUAAUAAAGCAAUUCUUCCUUCAUUUACAGUUGGAGCACCAUUACCAACACAAACAAGUUUACAAAUACUAGAAAACCAAAAACAUUUUCUUGAAGUAAAUAGAGUAGAAAUGUAUACUAAUGAAGAGUAUGAGAAAUAUUUACAACAUAAAGAAUGGACAAGAUCAACAACAGAUAAUUUAAUGGAAUAUGUAAAACAAUAUGGAAUGUGUUGGGAAGUAAUUCAUGAUAGAUUAGUAGUCUAUAAUGAGUUUAGAUUAACAGUUGAUGCAGUAAUUGAAAGGUAUUUACAAAUUGUAUUAAAGUUAGCACAAGUAAGAUUUGUUGAAAAAUAUCCACCAAAUAUGUUUAUUCAUCCUUAUGACUUCUUUCCAUUUGACCGUAAAUAUGAAGAACAAAGAAAAGAAGAUGGAAUGAAAAAUUUAUUAGAACACGUUAUAGAUAAUCCACAAGCAAAAUUAUUUCUUCCAUCAAGUGUAUUAAUAAAGAAAGAAGUAGAUUCAGUAAUGGAUGAUACAACUGGAAGUUAUGCAUUAUUAGAUUCAUUGCCUAGUGGUGUAUAUUCAAGAUUUCAAUUAUUAUCUGAGAAAACAGAGUUAUCCAAGUUGGCAUCAUAUUUUGAAAAAGAUACUUCAUUAAAUCUUUCAUUACUAAUUUAUCCAGAUGAUGAAUUUGCUAAGAUAUGUGAAAAUAUUAAAGAUACAUUUCAUAAAAUUGAAGAGUAUAAAAGAAGAAUGGAACAAAUUAAAAGAAAAUCAGAAUAA
Entamoeba dispar SAW760 is the source of this 768-nucleotide messenger RNA. RefSeq lists its product as uncharacterized. Gene Ontology annotation, molecular function: transcription corepressor activity. The transcript has a single exon. The record is from RefSeq and is a predicted model, not a curated record. Lineage: Eukaryota; Evosea; Mastigamoebida; Endamoebidae. Bases 1 to 768 code for a protein of 255 amino acids. Gene Ontology annotation, biological process: DNA repair; negative regulation of transcription by RNA polymerase II; chromatin remodeling. Gene Ontology annotation, cellular component: NuA4 histone acetyltransferase complex; Swr1 complex.